This is a messenger RNA of Lathyrus sativus (Indian pea), 2733 nucleotides long. The record is from the annotation of a GenBank genome assembly. NCBI's taxonomy places the organism in Eukaryota, Viridiplantae, Streptophyta, Magnoliopsida, Fabales, Fabaceae.
AUGGCGGAAGAAGUGAGCGACUCAGUCACGUAUACAGUAAAAGUAACCGUCAAAGUCACUGUCACUGACGAAGAAACAGCCAUACGCGAUGACGUCGCACCAGGACUCUCUUCUUCUUCCGUUCAACUUGCUUCGUGUGAAAGCAAUAGGAACAAACUUAGUAGGAAAAGAAAGGUCUUAUGCGAUUCUGAAAAAACCGAAGCUGAUGGCUUAGAAGCAGUAGCAGAAUCUAUGAAAGGUGGCGCUGAAACGGUGUUGUUGACGGACAGUGAAAGUUCGGUUGACGGUUAUGAUAUGGCAGCCAGUGCUUCAUCUUCUGUUAAAAUUGCCUGGAGGAAAAUGAAGGUCUGCCGGAGAAAGAACAAUGCAGAAAUUGUGAAUAUUUCUAGUUCUGAAGAAGAUUAUGAAGCUGCACUUGAUGGAGAAAUUCAAAUCCAAGAGAAUGCUGUGUUGAAGGACAAUAAUCAGGACUAUCCUGAAAUUGAAACUGAAACGCCUUUGUCUCAUGAUAAUAACAAGUAUCCUUUACGAAGGACUAUAAACAAGAAACAUACAUUUGUUGAACGCGUGGUGCCAAAAAAAUCCAUAAUGAGAAAUAUUCAGUGGGUUGAAGAGGAGUCCUCAAUGUGCCAUCAAUGCCAGAGAAAUGAUAAGGGCAGGGUUGUCAGAUGCACUAAAUGCAAACGGAAAAGAUUUUGCAUUCUCUGUAUAACUAAUUGGUAUCCUAACCGGAAAGAGGAUGAAAUUGCUAAGGCAUGUCCGGUGUGCUGUGGUAAUUGCAAUUGCAGAGCAUGCUUGCGAUCACGUGUACUUCUCAAUGAAAUAAAAGAGAAGAAGACAGAAACCAACAAAGAUCAUGAGGUUGGGCCCUCCAAGUAUAUGCUGAAAGAACUUCUUCCGCAUUUAAGACGAUUGGAUGAGGAACAAAUGGCCGAGAAGGGGAUAGAAGCGAAAAGACAAGGGCUCCCACUUUCUGAGCUAAAAAUAGAAGUAGCAGAUUACUCUAAAGAUGAGAGUGUGUACUGUGAUAACUGCAAAACGUCAAUAUUUGACUACCACAGAAGCUGCACAAUAUGCUCUUUUGUCCUUUGUCUCCUCUGUUGUUGUGAGCUUCGCAGCGGGCAGCUUCUAGCCGGUGCAGAUACUAUUGAGUCCGAGCUUAUCUUCCGGGGACGUGAUUAUUUGCAUGGUGGAGAUGAAGAGAGUACAGUCAGAAAUAUUGACUCUCAUGUUGCUGCCCAGCCUGAGGUUCGUGAAUGGUCAAGAUCUCGGUGGCAUGCAGAUAGUGACGGUAGCAUUCCAUGUCCAAAAGCCGAUAAUGAAUGUGAUCAUGGUUUCCUUGAAAUGAGAAGGAUACUUCCUCCAAAUUGUAUCUCCGAGUUAGUAUGUAAAGCAGAAGAACUUGCAGAAAAAAUUGAGCUUCACGAUGCAGAGGAGACUUUUGAUAAUAGGUGUUCGUGUUGGAAGUCUGUUAGGAGUGCCGACGGUAUAUACAGUAACCUAAGGAAAGCAGCUUUUCGUGCAGAUUCUAGUGACAACUUUUUAUACUCUCCUAAGGCUGUAGAUCUACAUCAUAAAGAUUUAGGACAUUUUCAGUGGCAUUGGAGCAAAGGGGAGCCUGUAAUUAUCAGCAGUGUACUUGAAAGCUCGUCUGGUUUAAGUUGGGAACCACUUGUCAUGUGGCGUGCAUUCCGUCAGAUAUGCAAUGCCAAGCACAAAACUAUUUUGGAUGUGAAGGCAAUUGAUUGCUUAAAUUGGUGCGAGCAAGAUAUUAAUAUCCACCAAUUCUUUACUGGUUACACAAAGGGUCGGUCGGAUUGGCUUAAUUGGCCUCAGAUUUUGAAAUUGAAAGAUUGGCCUCCUUCUAAUUUAUUUGAGGAAAUUUUGCCUCGUCAUUGUGCCGAGUUCAUAUCUUUUCUGCCGUAUAAAGAUUAUACAGAUCCUGUCAAGGGCGCUCUUAACCUUGUUGUGAAGUUGCCUGAAGAUGUUCUAAAGCCAGACAUGGGCCCAAAAACAUAUAUUGCCUAUGGAUUUGCUCAAGAGCUUGGACGUGGUGAUUCUGUGACUAAGCUCCAUUGUGACAUGUCUGAUACAGUAAACGUGUUGACUCAUAUCGCUGAAGUAGAAUUGGCUCCUUGGCGCAUUCCUGCCAUUGAGAAAUUGAGACAAAAGCACCUUAAGCAAGAUAAGAGAGAGCUUCAUCGUAAUUAUUUGGACAGAGACGAUGGCCAGUCUUGCGAGUCAGAACUCAAAGUGGAUUCUUUAGAUGGUGCUGUUUGGGAUAUUUUUCGGAGAGAGGAUGUACCUAAAUUGCAGGAAUAUCUUAAGAAGCAUUUCAGAGAGUUUAGGCAUGUCCAUUGCAGUCCUUUAAAGCAGGUUAUUCACCCUAUCCAUGAUCAGACCUUUUAUCUGACUCUGGAGCACAAGAGGAAACUUAAAGAGGAGUAUGGAAUUGAGCCUUGGACUUUUACUCAGAAGUUAGGAGAUGCUGUUCUCGUUCCUGCCGGCUGUCCUCACCAAGUCAGGAAUCUCAAGUCAUGCAUCAAGGUAGGACUUGAUUUUGUCUCGCCUGAAAAUGUUGGCGAAUGCUUUCGUUUGACAGAGGAAUUUCGUAAGCUUCCGAUAAACCACAGGUCUGCCGAGGACAAGUUGGAGGUGAAGAAAAUGACUGUAUAUGCUAUGCUUGAUGUGGUUCAAGUAUUGUUGGAAAGGUUCAGGCAUCUUUGGUUAUAG